Molecule: messenger RNA, 719 nt
Organism: Diorhabda sublineata
Lineage: Eukaryota; Metazoa; Arthropoda; Insecta; Coleoptera; Chrysomelidae
Product: retinal rod rhodopsin-sensitive cGMP 3',5'-cyclic phosphodiesterase subunit delta
Exons: 4
Coding region: 179-631 (150 amino acids)
Biological process (GO): sensory perception of light stimulus
Cellular component (GO): cytoplasm
Source: RefSeq, a predicted model, not a curated record
CAAUAAAUAGUAACUUUUUUAGUUUCAGUUGUGUAUACCCUGAUUAUCAUGGGAUAUGUUUAUAGUUAGAUAUAAGAUUAUGUUUUACAAAAAAUGUAAUUUUUUAUGAAAUCAAAUAUUUUGAUAUCCGAACGCAAUUACAUGAAAUAGAUCAAAAUUACGGCAUUCUUCUAGAUUGAUGACUACGGAAGUUAAAAAUCCUGACGACGUUUUAAAGGGUUUUCAAAUAAACUGGAUCUGUUUGAGAGACGCCGACGGCGGUAAAAUAUUUUGGCAAGGUUCGGACGAUUUAAGUCACUCUGACAUCGAACAUGAAGCUCGAGUACCUAAAACAAUCCUCAAAUGUCGUGCAGUAUCUCGAGAGUUUAAUUUUAGCUCCAAAGAGCAAAUGGAAAAAUUCCGGUUGGAACAAAAAGUAUUAUUUAAAGGGAGAUGUCUUGAAGAAUGGUACUUCGAAUUUGGUUUUGUUAUGUCAGAGUCGACAAAUACAUGGCAAUCUAUUAUGGAGGCCGCACCAGAAUCACAGAUGAUGCCCGCCUCUGUUUUAAAUGGGAAUAUCGUUAUUGAAACUAAGUUUUUCGAUGACGAUCGGUUAAUAACUACUUCUAGAGUACGAGUUUUCUACGUUUAGCAUAUCUUGUAUUAUAUUUGAUUAAGUUGUGUAUCGACUAUUAUUUACUUAUCGUAUUUAAGUAUUUUAAUAAACAUUUUCAUAUCUA